Molecule: messenger RNA, 1922 nt
Organism: Sabethes cyaneus
Lineage: Eukaryota; Metazoa; Arthropoda; Insecta; Diptera; Culicidae
Product: transmembrane protein 185B
Exons: 6
Coding region: 151-1200 (349 amino acids)
Source: RefSeq, a predicted model, not a curated record
ACAUUGCCAUUUUCGAAUCGUACAUAGGAGAAGUUUAUAUUCGUUUCGCUUGAUCAUUGGAAGAUAAAAGUUUGUUUGGCAAAUUUUACCGUUCUCCCAUUUUCGUCACAACCAUGUCCAAGUAAUCCAGUCAGUGGAAACAGCCGUACGAUGAAUCUGCAAGCUCUGUUCCAGGACUUUAAUCCGAGCAAAUUUGUGGUGCACUGCUGUUUGUUUACAUUCACGGUUUUGUUCAGUCUUCGAUUGGACGAUUACAUAGAUUGGCCAUACUGGGUAAUAUUUGUACCGCUGUGGUUAUGGAAAUCUGUGGCCACCCUGGGGGCGAUCGUAGGUGCAGUAGUAUGGUGUCGCUACCCACAUUAUAGGGUCGAAGGAGACUCUUAUUCACAUUUCAAAGCGAUGCUAAUAUCGCUUUCACUUCAUUUGAUUCUACUAAUGUUCGAGCUAUUGGCCUGUGAUAGGUUAACAUCCGGACGGCAUCUUUGGGUUCUGGUGUUUAUUCCUUUGAUUUUUGGUAGCGUUGCUAGCGUCGGUGCUUGCGUAUGGGCUGUUAAGCACGAUCGUUCAUUUGAGUUGGAGCUCUUCUGUGCAGUGAAUGCGCUUCAGUUUGUGUUCCUGCCUCUCAAACUGGAUGGAUUCGUUUCCUGGAGUUGGGAAGUGGUGUUCGUUCCACUGUGGAUUGUUCUUUGCCUAAGCUUGGUGGCGGUGCUGUACAGUAUAAUUUUCUGUGGCAUCCUGCUGAGAACGCCCGAGGUUUCGUCGCAGCAAAAGAAAUCCGCCAUCAAUUCAGCAAUCGGCAAUUGUGCUACUGUGCUUCCAAUCCUUGUGUUUCAGGUGUUGCUGGCAGACAAGCUGGACGAAGAUUUGGAUUGGCCUUUUAUUGCCGUUUGUGGGCCACUGUUGGUAGCACUGUUUGUUCUUAUUUUGUUGAGUUUCAACGCCAAAGGUGGCAACAAAUGGUGGUUUGGCAUAAGAAAAAGCUUUUGUCAGUUUCUGCUGGGUGUUUUACCUUGCCUACAGGAAUACGGAAACAUAUCAUAUCACACAGAAAGUGGGGGUCAAAACGUUCCCCUAGAUACCACUGUGCAGUUGGAAGAGUUUGAAAAGUACGGCAGCAAAAAGGGUAAGAAGGCUUUAAGUAAGAAAAGUGACCACCUCAAACCGGUUGUGCCGAUUAUCAGUAUCGAUCUACCAGAUUAAUAAGGUCAAAUUACUCAAAACGAGCUCUUAGGAUUUUAUUUAAUUAAAAACCACUACUACAAUUUUAGCGCAAAUUAAUAGGUCAGUAAUUUAAUAGGAAUUUACUGCAUUAUCAUUAGGUACGACCGUAUGACAUCGGGAGCUUAAUAAAUGGCGUUUAGAUACGAUCAACUGUUCAGCUAGCUGAACAUUGAACUACAAGUUUACAGAAGGCAUGUAACUGCUUAAAAUUGUGAUUGAUAAUAACUUCUUCAUUUCAAACAAAUGAAACUCGCCAUAUUACUAAAUAUUUUUUAUCUGAACAAAAAAAAAAUCUGCGCUAUAUUAUUCAUUUCAAAUAUUUUACUGAUUAACCCUUUCUAGUAACUGCUAUUACGAUAUGGUAGUGUAGGCUAUUUGAUAAUUCUAUUUAUUUGUUCUCUUAGAUCAGUUGAACUAAAAAAGCAAAACAUCGGCGAAUUGCAACAUUUGAUAAUACAUACAACAAAUUUGUGGUCACUUUCGUAAUAGGAUUUAUUGAAUAGGACUCAAUUCGUCGCUGUAUAAAAUGACAAUACGCAGUACAUACAGUGCAGUUUUUAUAUGAACUGAAACCAAUGUAUCGACACAUGUAUUAGUAUUAGGCUUGGCCGUUUUGAAUGGCGGGAUGAUGUUAUAAAACAUACGAAGCAUGCCGCUAAAUGUGAUGGGAAAAGCGGUGUGUAAAUAAACAUAUUCCUAUG